Penicillium antarcticum is the source of this 2148-nucleotide messenger RNA. Its product is annotated as ATP-dependent DNA helicase 2 subunit KU80. The record is from RefSeq and is a predicted model, not a curated record. Bases 1 to 2148 code for a protein of 715 amino acids. Gene Ontology annotation, molecular function: telomeric repeat DNA binding; damaged DNA binding; double-stranded DNA binding. Gene Ontology annotation, cellular component: Ku70:Ku80 complex; nucleus. Gene Ontology annotation, biological process: DNA recombination; cellular response to X-ray; double-strand break repair via nonhomologous end joining. The transcript has 11 exons. Lineage: Eukaryota; Fungi; Ascomycota; Eurotiomycetes; Eurotiales; Aspergillaceae.
AUGGCGGAAAAAGAGGCUACAGUUUACAUUGUGGACAUGGGAAAGUCCAUGGGCGAGCGUCACCAUGGCCGCUCCGUGACUGAUCUCGAAUGGGCCAUGCAGUAUGUCUGGGAUAGGAUCACCUCCACGGUGGCUAACGGUCGCAAGACUGCUACAUUGGCUGUGGUUGGGCUCAGGACAGAUGAAACUCACAAUGAGCUCGAUGAGGAGGCCAACUACCAUAAUAUCUCAGUUCUUUCAGAUUUGGGCCAAGUCCUUAUGCCUGAUAUUCGGAGGCUCCGAGAAAUAAUCAAGCCCAGUCGGACUAACAGAGGCGAUGCUAUCUCUUCAAUUGUCAUCGCCAUGCAGAUGAUCAUCACCUACUGCAAGAAGCUGAAAUACAAGCGGAAGAUUGUCUUGGUGACGAAUGGCACCGGCUCUAUGAGCAAUGAGGGCCUGAAGAGCAUUGUUUCAAAACUUCAAGAAGAAAACAUUGAGCUGGUGAUCAUUGGGGCUGAUUUCGACGACCCCGAGUAUGGCGUCAAGGAAGAAGAUAAAGACAGUGCAAAGGCUGGAAAUGAGGCUCUUCUCCGUGUACUCGCUGAAGAUUGCGAUGGAGUGUAUGGAACGCUGGAGCAAGCCGUCUCAGAACUAGACAUUCCCCGAAUCAAGGUGACCAAGAGUAUGCCAUCUUUCAAGGGGCAUCUACAGCUUGGUAACUCGGAAGAAUAUGACACGGCAAUUCGCAUACCCGUUGCGCGAUACUUCCGUACCUACGUCGCCAAACCACCUUCAGCAAGUUCCUUCGUGUUGCGCUCUGGAACUGAAGCUGGGCAGGAAUCUGCCGCCGGAAGUCAGGCUCCGGGUGAAGGCGAUACACUGACAACAGUACGGAUGUCCCGAACCUAUCAAAUCAACGAUCCAAAUGCUCCGGGUGGAAAGACAGAUGUGGAACGAGAUGAUCUGGCAAAGGGGUACGAGUACGGACGUACGGCAGUUGCUAUCGAACAGACGGAUGAAAAUGUCACGAAUCUGGAGACCUUCGCAGGCAUGGAAAUUAUUGGCUUCAUCCAGAGCGACAAGUACGAUCGAUACUUGCACAUGUCCAACACCAAUGUCAUCAUCGCCGAGCGGGCAAAUGACGCCGCAUCACUUGCAUUGUCCUCGCUUAUACAUGCACUAUAUGAGCUGGAGUCAUUUGCCGUUGCUCGAUUGGUGGCCAAAGAAAACAAGCCCCCUAUGCUUAUCUUGCUGGCCCCCUCUAUCGAGCCAGACUACGAAUGCCUGCUUGAAGUGCAGCUUCCAUACGCUGAAGAUGUACGAUCGUAUCGCUUCCCGCCUUUAGAUAAGAUCAUUACAGUCUCUGGUAAGGUGGUGACUGAGCACCGCAACCUCCCAAGUGACAGCUUGAGGGAUGCAGUGAGUGAUUACGUGGACAACAUGGAGUUAGAAACUACAAACGACGAAGGCGAACCCACUAACGAACUUCCAAUCGACGAAUCAUUCUCCCCACUACUACACCGACUGGAAUCAGCCGUUCGAUAUCGCGCAGUGCACCCGAACGAUCCAGUUCUUGAUCCCUCGGAACGGCUCACCCAAUUUGCCCGGCCUUCAGAAGAACUGGUCAGAAAGUCCAAAUCUUACCUCGAAAGAUUAAUCUCAACAGCAGAUAUCAAGAAGGUCCCACCGAAAACAAAGGGCCGCAAACGCCAACGCGAAACCGAGAAACCCCUCUCAGGCUUAGACGUCGACGCCCUCCUAAGCCUAGAACCAAAGCGCACAAAGAUUUCCUCCGAAAACGCAAUCCCAGAAUUCAAACAAACCCUCUCACGCGCAGAUAGCAUCAACGCAAUCCACGAUGCCGUAAAGCAAAUGGCCGAAAUCAUCGAGACCCAAAUCAAGCACAGUCUCGGCGAUGCGAACUACGACCGAGUCGUCGAGGGACUUGGUACUAUGCGCGAGGAACUGGUUGACUACGAAGAGCCAUUUUCUUAUAAUGACGUCCUGCGUACGCUCAAGGGCAAGUUAUUGGCGGAGGUGCUUGGUGGGGAUCGGAGGGAAUUGUGGUGGCUUAUUCGGCGGAAUAGGUUGGGGCUUAUUGAUAAGAGUGUUGUGGAGAGCUCGGGUGUUUCUGAGGCUGAGGCUCAAGAGUUCCUUGCUGCUAACUAG